AUGUUUUUUUAGUAGUGAAGGAAAAUCGAACAAAAACAGUAUUAUUCAGUCUGUCAACGUAAUUAAACAUAGAAUAUUAUUAAACAACCAUUCAGUAUAACUAAAUUGUGUAAGCAGCAAAUAUUCAUUAACUGAAAUAACAAGCGGCAUUAUUUCCUUCAAUACAACAACAUUUAUAAAGGAUAUUCAUAUAGUAGCAGCCGCCCACAAAGCUCAGCUUGAGUGGCUACAAACGGCUAUUCAUGAUUUCACCGUUUGAAUCUAGGGAAUCCAUCAGAUUUAACGCUUGCUGCGAACUCAUUCCAUAUAUAUAAUUGACAACAGACGGAAAAAUGACACAGAAAAGUUGGCGGCACAAGCGCAAAUAAUUGUUAAAACGCACUGAAAUAACAAUAAAGUUAAUACACAAUACUAAAAGGGAUUAUUAAGGGAAAUAAAAUGCUCGGACGCACACAGAAAUUGCUGCUCGGCAUUUCAAUACUGUUGCUGGUCAACAUUUUAUGGGUUUCGUCCAGCGAAUUAAGCAAGCAGUUUCUCUACGACGAUAACAAGUAUGACAAGCCCUUCUUAUCAACAUACUUCAAGACAUCCAUGUUUAGCAUUUAUUUGCUCAUCAUCGGCAUUAUUGCACCCUGGAAGGAAUCAUGCGAUCGUCAGAAUGGCAACUAUGUGAUGAUGGAUCAAAAUGGUGAUGAUGAAAACUAUUAUUCGAAUCAAGCCGCCUUGGGUAAUCCCACCUUUGUGCCCAUACGCGUGGCCAAUCCGAUCAAUGGCGUCUUGUCCGGCACCGAAAGCGACGAUUCCAGUGUGCGCAGCGUGCGUUUCUGCAAAAUGGCUGAGGUUCGUGAGAUGUCAGCCCAUGAGGCAACGGAUGCCUUGAUGGCCCGUCUGUCCUAUGCCGCCAGCAUGCGGAUUAGUCGCCAAAAGUCACAUCACAAGACGGCCAAGACGGCGUUGCUCUUCUGCCUGCUGUGGUUUGCGGCCAAUUACUUUUCGCAGCUGGCACUGGACAUGGAUGAAGAACCCAUGAUAACGCUUAUCAAAUCAACAUCAGCCACGUUCUUUGUCAUUUUACUGGCAGCAUUAUUUCCCUCGGCAACGGGCGAUAAGGUAACCAUCACAAAGGUUCUAGCGGUGAUCAUGAAUAUUGGCGGCAUUGUGGCAACCACCAUAACCGAUCUGCAUGAUUCAAAAAUGACACGCGGCGUAUUAUUGGCUUUAUUCAGCGCCUUUUUUUACGCCUCCUAUUUGGUGUUUGUAAAGCGAAAAAGCGACACGGAGGAAAAGGUGGAUAUUCCACUGUUCUUUGGCUUUGUUGGUCUUUGGAAUAUGUUGCUGUUGUGGCCCAUCUUUUUUAUACUGCACUUCACCAAAAUCGAAACAUUUGAGUUGCCCAGCCAGGGACAGUUUGCAUUAAUCUUUCUGAAUGGCUUCAUAUGCACGAUGCUUGCUGUGGCCCUCUGGUUAUGGGGCUGUUUUCUCACCUCAUCAUUGAUCGGUACGUUGGCCAUGUCGCUUCAAAUACCACUGGGAAUUGCCUUCGAUAUACUGCUGAGGCACAAAUCUUACACAUCUAUACACUGGAUGGGCUCUCUGGGUUUAUUUGUAUCGUUGUUGAUCGUGGUGCUGCUGACACGCAACGAUGAUUCAGAUCCGCUGAUGAAGCUCUUUAAAAUUGUAUAUAGAAAAUUAUGCGGCUGCCACAAGGCGAGCAUUGUAAGAGUCAACGAUGAUGAGCAACAGGAAUCUCUGAUAAAUAGCAGUGAUUAAAGUCUGACGUCGGUGGAGAAGGCUUUUAAAAAACGCGCUUCUAAAUUAUAAUUGCUCACUGCAAUGCAAAUCCAAACUUGGCUGUUCACGAGUUCGUUUCGAAUCGUUCUUAAAUCUAUAGCGACAAAAUAUAUAUUGUUUGUAUGUAGUUGUAGAUGAUAUUUCGCACAACUUUCAUAUAUUUAUCAUAUUGUAUGUACUUGCUGAAAGAGUUGAUCUUGAUUUGCACUUUUAUGUACAAUUAAGAUAAUCUAUUUAUUGCUACUACCAUUGUAUUUUUCUGUAAAUAGUUUUAGCCCUAGUGUUUAUCUGAUAGGUCUUAAAAUUUGCUGAAGUUCAUUUAUAAUGAUUAUGAUUGUGCGAAUUUUAUGUUUAUACUAAAUAGGUGUGCAUAGUCUAAAUAUUGCUAUUGUGCUCGACAUACAUAUACCCACGAGAUAUUCAAAGAUUUUCCGUUUGAUACCCUAUCAUAUAACAAUAGCUCAGGUAUCAAACAUAGAAUAGUUUCUAUAUUUUAAACUCUAUUAGAUAACUAAUCUGUAAACUGAAGAACCUAAUCGUAUUUAAAUGCACAUAAUUAUACGUUAAAGACAAAAUAAUAUGGAUGAUUAUCAAAUUGUAAAUGUUAAAAUAUUAUGAAUUCCAAGACAGCAUCAAAUUGUAUUAAUAACCAUUAUUGUUUUCAAUAAGCAAACUGAAAGUUGAAAAUAAAUAUUAACCCGCAAUAAGAUUAAUCCAUGCAAAA
Drosophila innubila is the source of this 2515-nucleotide messenger RNA. RefSeq names its product solute carrier family 35 member F5. Bases 439 to 1770 code for a protein of 443 amino acids. The record is from RefSeq and is a predicted model, not a curated record. The transcript has 8 exons. Gene Ontology annotation, biological process: regulation of peptide transport. Lineage: Eukaryota; Metazoa; Arthropoda; Insecta; Diptera; Drosophilidae. Gene Ontology annotation, cellular component: membrane.